AUGCCUCUUACCCUUUCUCACUCUAUCUCUAUCCUUCCUCCCCAAAUUGUAUAUACAUCUUACCCUUUCUCUCUCUCUCUCUCUCUCUCUCUCUCUCAUAUCUAUCUAUAUAUCUAUCUGUCUAUCACUUUUCCCUCCAAUCUACAUAUCCCUCUCCGUCUUUCUGCCUCUCUCUCUCUCUCUCUCUCUCUCUAUUGUGUUCAUUAUCUACCUAUGCAUCUCAAUCUAUCUCUAUCUAAUUAUCUAUCUAUUUAUAUAUCUCAGUCUGUUCAUUAUCUAUCUAUCUAUCUAUCUAUCUAUCUAUCUAUGUAUCUCUAUUCAUAUCUAAUUAUGUUCAUAGUAUAUCUAUCUAUCUAUCCCUUUCUAUUCAUAUAUAAUUAUGUUUAUAGUAUAUCUAUCUAUCUAUCUAUCUAUCUAAUUAUAUUUAUAGUAUAUCUAUCUAUCUAUCUAUCUAUCUAUCUAUCUAUCUAUCUCAGGCUGUUCUAUCUCUUUCUAUUCAUAUCUAAUUAUGUUUAUAGUACAUCUAUCUAUCUAUCUAUCUAUCUAUUCAACAUUUUCUUGAUGAUUUCUCGUUCUUCUCGCAACCAGCAUACUCUCUUUAUUUUGCCUCGAACAGAUGGCUACAUAAACCGAGUUGAGUAUCGGAGAUCCAGCAUUCAUAAAUCCCAUAUGGAUAUUAUUACCCACAAUGUUUCUCUGUAUCCCUCCAUGCACCCUCUCUCUCUCUUUCAUCUCUCUCCCUCUCACUCAGUCUCUCUCUCUCUCUCUCUCUCUUUCUGCGCGCGAGUGCGUGGUGGAUAUGCGCAAUGUGCUUACAUCAGUAAAUGGACAGAAAGCUUCGUUAGGUCUUUGCUCGCGUUUUGA
Messenger RNA from Acanthosepion pharaonis, 864 nucleotides. The record is from the annotation of a GenBank genome assembly. Lineage: Eukaryota; Metazoa; Mollusca; Cephalopoda; Sepiida; Sepiidae.